AUGAAUCAAAAUGUGUCCGACGCACCCCAAUCGAAUAUUAACUUGUUAAGUCGACGCGGCGCCGAGGCGACCGACGGCAUUGUGUCGCAAAUUGCUGCCAAAUUGGGAACAGAAUCGCAACUCCAUUUAGCCCAGGCUGCACCUGAUUGGUUGACACGCCUCCCGCGCCUCCCAAGAAAUGAAAUUAUGCACUCCGCAAGAGUUGCGAAGCCGUAUUUAAGCUGUCAACGAGGUAAUGAAAUUGCUGACUGUCCGAUUCUUUAG
Messenger RNA from Leptosia nina, 264 nucleotides. The record is from the annotation of a GenBank genome assembly. Lineage: Eukaryota; Metazoa; Arthropoda; Insecta; Lepidoptera; Pieridae.